GGCAAAACUGGAAAAGCUCCAACCUGAAGGGGCCUGCUCCCUCCCUCUUUCUUCCCCCAUUCUACCGCCACCGCAAUUCGUUGCGCCUCAUCAUCAUCGGCAACCUCACCGCCGGUGACGGGACACAUCUAGCCGGGACUCUUUCCACCCAAGUCCUCUCUCGUAGACAGGCGUCGCCCCCCUCCUCUUCCCCGCCAUCCGGACUUCGAUCAACUUCUUCUUUUGUUGGUUCUUGUUCAGCGCGCAAGAAUCAAUCUUGGCGGUGUAUGCCCCCAUGAAAUCCAACAGGAGCAGCGGCGGCGUAUGCCCUGUUAAAUCUGAUAAGAACAUCAGCGGCGUGUGCCCUGUCACCGGGAAGAAUCACGGUGCUGAGCACCAGGGCAGCACCGGCAAUGCCGAAGAGCAGAGCGCCGAUCCUCGAAUGGUGCCGGCAAAAUGCCCAUUCGGCUAUGACUCUGGCACGUUCAAGCUGGGUCCCCUCAGCUGUAUGAUCUGCCAGGCGCUUCUCCACGAAUGCAGCAGAUGCAAGCCGUGCUCCCAUAAAUUCUGCAAGGCAUGUGUAUCGCGCUUUAAGGACUGCCCGUUGUGUGGUGCUAACAUAGAGGGCACCGAACCCAAUUCUGAUCUUCAGGCCCUUGUCGAUUGCUUUAUUGAUGGCCAUGCCCGAAUAAAAAGAUCACACACUGCGGGGGAUGCGGAAGUAUUGGAUGGCAAGAAAAAGGUGAUUUAUGAGGAUGUUUCUAUGGAGAGGGGAGCUUUUUUGGUGCAACAAGCUAUGAGGGCUUUCCGUGCUCAGAACAUUGGAAGUGCAAAAUCGAGGCUCAGUAUGUGUGCAGAAGACAUUAGGGAGGAGUUGAAAUCUUCAGAAGAUAAUCUAGACCUGCGUUCUCAGCUUGGAGCUGUUUUAGGAAUGCUUGGGAACUGCUGUCGGACCUUGGGAGAUGCUCCUUCAGCAAUUACUUACUACGAAGAAAGUGCCGAGUUCCUCUCGAAAUUGCCCACAAAGGAUCUUGAGUUGGUCCAUACUCUCUCGGUUUCACUAAAUAAAAUUGGAGACCUUCACUACUAUGACGGGGACCUGCAAUCUGCUCGAAGUUAUUAUGCCCGUUCAUUGGAUGUUCGCAGAAAUGCAGUAAAAGAACACUCAGCAGUGGCCUCCCAGCUGGAGAUAAGCCCAAGCCCAACUACUCUAAAUGAAGGCAACUCUUUCUUAUCACAUUGGGCAAGUACAGCUCUUGCCCUUGAAGAGAAUUUUGGCCUACGCGAUGACACUGAGUGGCUACAACUCGUCCAUUUCAUCUGAAAUCCUCUGCAUUGUGAUGCAGAACAGCAUGAUGACUGACAUCAUGUGGACCAGCGUGGAGAAUCACUUCAGAUAUGAUAUGAAGAGCUGGGGUUUGCAUCUUGAAGAGGUGUUCCGUGUACAUGUCCAAGGCGAUUAUAUCAAUAAUUGACUAUUGCUGUCACCUGAACCCUGGUCGAUGCUUUAUCAAUAUUGAGGAACCUUGCAACGUCAUGAGUACCAAGGUUUCAAUUGAAACCGGCUGCCCAAAGUACACCAAAGCAUCAUCCAGGUUCCUUAGAAGAUGGCAAUAGUCAGUGAUUGACAAAUUGUUAUGGAUGAGCAUGUGAAAUUCCACUUUGAGGUCGAAUGCCCAGCUCUUCUUAUUUUAUUAUCUUGGAAGAGAUUCUUGAUGCUGAUACAAAUGGUUUGGGUCGUUGUGCGUUCUGCAUCAAAAUGUCAAGGAUAUCGGAUGAGACGGAGCUGAACAACCAGUUGAGGAUGGCAUAGUCAAGUUGCUACCAUUCGGUGUCAUCUGAUCGGGUAGAGGUCUCAUCAAGGACAUGGCUCAAGAAGCCAUACUUUUCCAUAGUGAUGAGAAGAGAUGCCUCCACUUCGAGUAGUCAGACGCCAAAAGGCCAAGCACAAAGGGAAUGUGUGUCUUGAUCGGACGUGAUGCUAAUGGCCCUUUGGUGCUUCUAUUGGCCAUGGUGGCGAAGUUGGUAUUUGGCGUGGUGGAAGAGUGGUGUGUAUGGUGUGGAAGAGGACUCUAAGCAGAGUAAGAUAGAGGGCAAUGGUUUGGGUCUGAUACCAUGAAUACAAGUGAAAGGAUAUUCCACGCAAAUAAUUAUUGUAUUCAUUGGUAUUUGUAGGGUGCAUACACGUGUACAUGUGGUAAACAGAAUGAGCUAUAGAAUAAGGACUGGACAGUUUACAUGACAAGGAGAGCAACGCUAACUAGGCGAACAAAUCCACCAGAAGGUUCGGCAACCAUCACAAGUCGUUUGGGAGCUGUUAGCAUCGGUGCAUGGCUGCAGAACAGUAGUAUGCAAGUGGGUGCUUGGGUUGGUUCGUUAGAGAGAUAAGUGUCUCUUAGCAAGUGUUAGCAAAUAUUUGGGGGUAGGUACCUGUUAUAUUUAAGUCGUUUGUGUGUCCGCAUGCACAAUACACAUAAAAAUCUAGUGCAUUUGUACUAUGCUACAAAAGAUGGGAAAGAGCAGGAUAAAGAAAUGAGCAACAGAACAACGAUCAGGAAGAUGUGGGCAAGAUUAAAUUUUUAUUAUCUGUACUUCUGAAGAAAAUGUAAGUUCCUGUUAGAUUGCAUAGUGGCGAGCUUUUGUAUUUUCUCGACACAUUCUCUCAAGUCUAUAACUUUAAUUAAUCAUUUUAAUUCAAGUUGAUGAAAAAUAUGCUUCACUGCAAGAGCAGUUGAGGAUUUUGAGGAA
This is a messenger RNA of Phragmites australis (common reed), 2727 nucleotides long. RefSeq names its product protein NCA1-like. The transcript is spliced from 8 exons. NCBI's taxonomy places the organism in Eukaryota, Viridiplantae, Streptophyta, Magnoliopsida, Poales, Poaceae. Gene Ontology annotation, molecular function: ubiquitin protein ligase activity; protein binding. Bases 275 to 1303 code for a protein of 342 amino acids. Gene Ontology annotation, biological process: protein ubiquitination. The record is from RefSeq and is a predicted model, not a curated record.